This is a messenger RNA of Gasterosteus aculeatus aculeatus (three-spined stickleback), 2263 nucleotides long. The record is from RefSeq and is a predicted model, not a curated record. NCBI's taxonomy places the organism in Eukaryota, Metazoa, Chordata, Actinopteri, Perciformes, Gasterosteidae.
GGUCUGGAGAGUGGGAGGAGGGAGAACAACCAAAGAAAGGACAGAAUGAGACCGGAGGGGCUGAAUGGGGCCAAAGGACCCAUCUAAAAAGAAAGGGGAGACAGAGGGAGGGACACAAAAGCAGAAGGAGAGCGAGAGAAAGGGGAGGGAGCUGAGGGAGUUGCCUCAUCCAGAGCGGCGCAGGGAAGAAGUUGUGGGAAAGUAAAUAGCAGAGGAGAAAUUCCAAUCUGAUUCCAACCACUUGCAGCCCUCGAAGGAACCUGCAAACAUGACUGGACAGGAUUAAAGGGUCACCAGAGAGGCGCCUGAAGCUUCCAGGAGGGACCCGCCGCUGAAGACGAGGAGAGCACGCGCCACCACGGACGAUUAAACCCGAGCCGGCCUCGGAGAGAGAGGCCUUGUUAUGAUAGCAUCAUUGCCGGGGAGGAGACUGACACCAGCAAAGGAUGAGCCGGCGGUCGGGCGACCCGGCCGUUCCUUUCGGCACAGCGCUCCCACGGCCUGGGGGCUAAUGAAAGGGAUUCCCCGGCCCACGCCCCGCUCCAGUUUGACGGUUGCUUUUACCCCGGAGUGCAAUAGCCCCUCCCAGGAUGGAUUUCACGCUGCCUUGUACCCUGAGCAGAAUGGAGAGGGGCGGCGGGGAGGAGAGGGGUGAGGGGGAAGCUGCGCGACCUCUGACCGAGUCAUUUGCAUUUUAAGCUGGGGCGCUGUUUCUGCCUCACUUGCCGGAUGUGCCCCCCUCCCCUACCCCCCACCGCCCCUUUAUUAUGAAGGAACUCCUUCUCCUCACUGUACCAGAUUGUCUCCUUACUCACAGUCUAGCACUCGGAACCGACAUUAACAAUCCGUGCAUGCAUGGCCUUCCCACAAAGGCUUCCCUUUCAAUGGGAACCCUUUCCCUUUCGCCACACAUUCACCCAUGAAAAACCCGCACUAACCGAGUCAAAUAAACACAUACAAGGUCGCGGUUCUGUGAAUGCACAAUCAGUCACUUGAUAGUGGUGACACGCCCGCCAAAUGUUCAGAAGGUGUAUUGCAUUACACACUGAGUACGUCCCUUUGGGAUUGUUUAAUAAUUAACUAGCUGGAGGAGGACGACCCUCAGUAUUUGGACGGCCAACGUCGAUCCUAAAAGUGGUUGAUUUGGCUGCGGGUACAACCUGCUUUGGGUUUGGGGGUACUCGUUUUCCCAUUGGGCCCAAACUGCGUCACACUUAGUAAACCCAACAACCACCAACUCCUCACCAACCUGUGAGAGUUAUUGUUUCCCACCAACCUGUGACAGCUUCUGUCAAUCAAACUUUCAUUUCAAGACCAAAGCAACUCAACUCAACUGGUUUGAUGAUGAAUAAUCAAAACCGAAACAGUUCUUGAAUAACGUCAUUUGAGAGUUUACCUCCAUAAUGAAAGCAGCAGCAGUGACUUUCGUCAGAACAGAAGAGCAACAGGAGGUCUCGCUUCCUGACGCUGUACAUCAGACAAACACAACCACCGAUGCCAAGACAACAACCGGCUGUGGGAACACAAUAGUCGCACGCCCGCAAAACGCUGACUACAAGGAGGCUGUUUUUCGUCAGACAUUUCAGGGAUUAUGUCUGAGAUGUCUCAGCAGCGACCGCCAAAGGAGGAGGAAGAGGACGAGGACGAGGAGCAAGGGGAAGAGUUCUCGUUUGAGGACAGUGUGGAGGAAGAGAAGCUUCCGGAGGAGGGUGGAGGGGUGACCUCUGACCCCGUCGGAGCAUCGCCUCCUGCUGCACAGGAGGGCAUCUGCACUGAGGACGGCGCGCCAGCUCCCGCUGAGGGCGUUCCGGUUAACGAGUCGGCCAGCGGGACCUCGGAAGCCGAGCCCGGGACCUCAUCUCUCUCUCGUGUGGGGGAGGAGCUCCACGAGCUUCCCGCGGAGACGCCAUCCGCGGAGACGCCAGCGGUGGAGACGCCAUCCGCGGAGACGCCAGCGGUGGAGACGCCGAAGGGAUCGGGAGACCGAGGCCUGGAAAGCUCGGACGCCGGGGACCCCUCUGAAGUGUUUGCUGACUUCGACGCCGCCGCUCGUCUCCCGCCGGCGCCGGGGCCUCCGGAGGUGAUCUACGACGACGUCCCGUGCGAAGGGCCGCUCUCUCCCGACGAAGCAGAUACGAUCUACGAGGACGUCCAGAGAGACGGCGGCCGCUGGACGCCGACAACGGAUGGAGCUCUAGCGAGUUCGAGAGUUAGGAGGACCAUUCCGAUAAGGAGCCCAAACGCCCGGCGCGCACCAAGGUAG